Messenger RNA from Scaptodrosophila lebanonensis, 1322 nucleotides. RefSeq names its product MAGE-like protein 2 (gene MAGE). Bases 105 to 989 code for a protein of 294 amino acids. The record is from RefSeq and is a predicted model, not a curated record. Gene Ontology annotation, cellular component: nucleus. The transcript is spliced from 2 exons. NCBI's taxonomy places the organism in Eukaryota, Metazoa, Arthropoda, Insecta, Diptera, Drosophilidae.
GCUCAUCUCUAAUGACACUAUAGCGCGCUGCUCGUUUUGCAAGCUAGCCGUCUUUGAAACACAGUUCCUCGAAAAUCAAAAGGAGGUGAUGAGAUUCCCUAUCGAUGGCUUCCAGAACGCGUAAUACCCGCCGUACGCAGAAUGUGGCAGCAUCACAAAUUGAGGACGAUGACGAACCCGGUCCGAGUACGCGCCGAUCUGCUGGACGCGGUCGGAGAUCGACACCACAGCCAGAAGUGGAGAGACGCGAUGAAAAAUUGCCCGCCAUACUUAAUUACAUAUUGCGUCAUAUUGCGAGCAAAGUGCCCAUAAAAAUGAGCCAACUGCAACAACUAUCUGGUGGCAACAACAACGAACAAAACCAACGUGUGGCGGCCGUCAUGGAACUGCUGAAGGAGCAUUAUGGGAUUGAGCUAAAGCAGCUACCGGGUCCUGGCAAGAGACUCAUUUGCAUAGCCGACUCGCCUAUUGCAUCCGCUUAUGAGCUGACAAAACAGCAGCGUCCCGUCUACACAUUGCUCUACAUAAUCCUCACUUUCAUCUUCAUGCGCCAAAAUGUUGUUGAGGACGAACAACUUUUCCGUUUCCUUAAUCUCAUGAACAUUGAUGUGAAUGAGACGCAUAGCUAUUUCGGUGAGAAUUUGAAGAAACUCAUCGAGGAGACAUUUGUAAAGCAGAUGUAUUUAAAGCGCGAACGUCAGCCAAUUACUUCCUUCAGCGAACCAAAAAUCCAAUUGAGUUGGGGUCCGCGUGCUGAGGCCGAAAUAUCCUUUGACGAUAUUAUUGCCUUCUCCGCCAAGCUGUUCCGCGAGGACCCAUCGUUCUUCGAUCAGCAACUGAAUAUGGCUAGAAGAUUGGCCAAUCCGGAGGCAUAUACACAGAGGACUCCAAGUGAGACAUCCUCUGUGGAUUUGGACAAGGAUUGGACGGAGCAAGAUUUGGAUCUGUCAGACGUCGAGGCUUCACAAUUGGAAAAUGAACUAGGAUAGCUAAAGCCAAAGAAAAUGUUUUUUCUUAAAUAAAUCUAGAUAUAGCUGCUAUUGCUCAUACUUCUAUAUAUUAUUUAAACACAAGGAAAUAAUUUAAAAGAAAUUGGGCCUUCGCUAGCAUUAUGUAAAUAAUCUUACGCAAUUCAAUGGAUAAAGUAUAAAAUUACAUUGUGAGCCACUUGAGAUUUUUACAAAACUCAGCCACGAAUACAUAUUUCAGAACAAACACUUCUGGCUAACUGUUUAGAAUCCAACACAAUCCUGAAACUAAAUCAUCGCUUGUCAAAGGCGAGUCCGCCCUCUUAACCAAAUAAAAAUACACACCAGCUGGAA